UCAAAAUCAAAAUCCUGGUCUUCAUGCUCACCAACACUUGCGGCUCCUAUUCUCCUCACUGGUACCACUAUGACACCUUCAGGUGACUAAACUAAAACUAACUCCAUUUCAAAAUUCAAACCAAUUUCUCAAUUGAAAUGAAGAAAAAUUACUGAAAUCCGUUCAGAUUCGUCCUGGCUGCGAAUGUGAAGGUGGUUAGAUCUGGGUUUUUCAUGAGCCUCUUGAUGCCGCACCCCUCAUCAUGGCUGUCAUUGGUUCUUAUUUAUGGGUUUUCUGGGUUCUAAUUUCACCCUUUCACCAAAGCCCAAGUCAAUUUCUCAAUUUUCUCAAUCUCAUCUUCCUUCGCCUUCAGCUUCAUCAUCACGCCCAUUUCAACUGCUUCAAUUAGCCUCUCUUGCGUUUUUCAUCUACUUCCAUUCUCACCUUCUCCAUCUGAAAAAUCAAUAGAACAGAAACAGAUGAAUGAGAGAGAGAGGAAAGAGGGACAUGGAGCCAUUGAAGAAGAAAGAAGAAAGCUUUUGUGUUUCUGAGUUUGAAGAAGAUGAAGAAAAUGAGUUGGGGGAUGGAGGAGGGGAAUUGGGUUUAACACCCCAGCCCUUAGGCUUCCCGCCCCACUUAAAGUGGGGAAAUUACCGGAAACCCUCAGGAUUAAUAUCGGUAAAUGAUUUUCCGAUACGUAUCGGUUUAUCAUUUACCGAUUCGUAUUGAUAUAACAGCAUCAGAUAGGUUUUGAAACAUAAUUUUCAAAACCCAUUUCCCUCCCCAAAUCACUCCCUCUUCAAAUCUCUCCCAAACUUGCGUUCCACCACUCCAAGCUUCGGUCCCAUCAUCAUCAAAGCUUCCUCAAAGCACCGGAACUCCCAUUCCAUUACAUUCAAAAGGAGAAUGAAGGGCGGGAGGAAGAGGUCUCGAUCUUCUACAGUCGAUGAUGCAGAGGGUCGCCACGAGCGCUUGCAUGCUUCUACGUGGCGCGGCGACCAUCGAGCAGCUAGUCAGGCGGUUGAGGCUUCGGCCCCGUCUCCGUCUCCGUCUGCUACUCCGGCCGGGGCUCCGUCUCCGUGUCCGUCUGCUAUAGCUCCGUCAGGUGGUCCAUCUACUACAGCUCCGUCAGGUACUCCGGCUGAGCCUCAGCCUCAUCCUACUCCGGUCUCUCCGAUGGUUGAGUUACCUCUUGAGGAGACAUCUGGCGAGCAGUCUUCUUCGGAGCCCAGUGGCGAGGAGUCUGCUUCUGAGACUGCUUCUGAGGCCAGUGGUGAGGAGGAGGAGCCUCUUAUUCUCCAGGAGGAGAUUGAUGCUGCUGAUGUUGUGCCAGAUGUGGUGCCAGAGGGCGGUGUAGAGGGCGGUGCAGAUGACGACCUCAUCCAGAGGGUGGCACUGUUUCCCGGGGGGCCUGAGGAUCUGUCGCUUCUUGCGCAUUAUUCUGACCACAAGGCUCCUUGGACGUGGCAGGCACUUCUUCGCACAGACCCGCGGUACGUGGACCGUCGGACAUUGAGGGUGGCCACUGUUGGGGGGAAGGUAUGGAACCUCCCCUGUGAUGGCGAUUCAGAGGCCCACACAGCUGUGCGACAGCUGCUGCAGCAGACGGGUUUGUAUCACCUGCCUUGGUGCGGGUUACCGGAGACAGACCCAGCUGUCGUACUGGCCCUUGUUGAGAGAUGGCAUGAGGAGACGAGUAGCUUCCACAUGCCGUUCGGGGAGAUGACUAUCACCCUGGACGAUGUGUCGGCUAUUCUCCAUCUUCCCACAGGGUCGAGGUUCUACACUCCGGGCAGAGGGGAGCGAGACGAGGUUGCAGCGCUCUGCGCCCAGCUCCUGGGAGGAUCUGUUGCUGCUUAUCUGGCUGAGUUUGAGGCGGCGGGUGGCCAGAACAUUCGGUUCAUUACUUUGAAGACCAUGUACACGUCUGCUAUGGAUGGGGGACGCUAUGAGGAUGCUGCUAGGAUCUGGCUGGUGAACCAGCUUGGUGCCACCCUCUUUGCCAGCAAGAGUGGUGGUUACCACACUACUGUCUACUGGAUCGGGAUGCUUGAGGACCUCGGUCGCGUGUCGGAGUACGCGUGGGGUGCGAUUGCGCUGGCUUCGUUGUACGAACAGCUGAGUCGUGCUUCCCGCAGGAAGACAGCGCAGAUCAGUGGGUUCACCUCCCUCGUGCUGUCAUGGGCGUAUGAGUACAUAUCCAGCAGCGUCAUUAUCAGGACGGAGGUCCCCGGCUACACACAGGACCAGCCUAGGGCGCAGCGGUGGUCCACGUCUCGGAUCGCGCAUUCCGGACUCGAUGAGAGACGGGUCAUGCUCGAUGAGCUUACAGUGGAUGAUAUCACAUGGACCCCUUUUGAGGACCAUCGAGAUGUUCGACCGCGGGAUCCCAGGGCCCUCUAUUCCGGCUACAUCCGGACACCUUACGGCCGGUCUGUGAGCCUACAUCUACCAGAGCGGGUUAUGCGCCAGUUUGGCUUCAUACAGGACAUCCCUCGACACCCCUCUGAGAUCCAGACGACGGGGUCCCUUGCUGAGACCGCAGAUGCUGCCUAUGCUGAGUUUGAGCCGCACCUCCGCCCUCAGGGGAUACCUGCUACGUAUCCGAGAGAGGCGGUGGAGGGUUACAUGAGGUGGUAUAGCAGAGUGUCACAUGUGUUCAUCAUCCCUGAGGAUAGGAGGGAGGAGCUUAGUGCCGUGUCUGUCAUACGUAGGGGUGUGGAGUUGUUGGAGCAGUCCCUAGAGGUGCCAGGUGCUUAUGCUCCAGGGACACAGCCCCGGAUCCUCACGGAGAGGGCGCUCGAUCUCUUUCGACGGAGUUCCUUCGUUGGUACCCAGGGAGUUGCCUUUUCUGCUAUUCGAGGAGCCGCAGCUGCGGGAGGCAGAGCUCGUGGAGGCAGAGCUCGUGGAGGCAGACCCCGUGGAGGCGGAGCUCGUGGAGGCAGAGCUCGUGGAGAGGGUGAUCCUGGAGAGGGUGUUCGUGGAGGUCGAGCUCGUGGACCCAGAGGUCGCAGGGGGCAGGGUCGGGGAGAGUGAUUUUAUUACACUUGUUAUGUGGGAUCCAUUAUUAUGUAUAUGUUAGGACUUUUUAUGUUAUGUUAUGACUCUUUCC
Messenger RNA from Lotus japonicus, 3091 nucleotides. Its product is annotated as serine/threonine-protein phosphatase 7 long form homolog. The transcript has 4 exons. Bases 886 to 3015 code for a protein of 709 amino acids. The record is from RefSeq and is a predicted model, not a curated record. Lineage: Eukaryota; Viridiplantae; Streptophyta; Magnoliopsida; Fabales; Fabaceae. Gene Ontology annotation, biological process: meristem development; meristem maintenance.